AGCAACGGUUUCAAGGCGCCCUUGGUGUCCCAUUCGAAGAAAAACAAAGCCCAGAAAAAAAAAUACAUCUCACAUUUAAAAUCGAAUUAUAUUCAUAACCAAUUCUCUUUUUGAGAAAUAUGUCCGCCGAUGUAAUCUGUUUUCUUUGCCUCCUCUCUGUAAUAUCAAUUUGACGGUGUUGUUUAUCUGUAGUAAGGGGAACUUGAAACCGCCCCUUGCCCCAUUUCCUCGGUUGUUUUUCUUCUUUCGCCUGUAUUCUCCAUGUUGUUGGAGCGAAAAGUGAGUUCUUCGCAGAGACAGGAAGGGGUCGUUCGGUUCCGAAAUAUACUAGCGAUAAAGUAAACCGAGACGCGCAGCCGAGGAAAACGCAAAGACGAAAACAUAUCCAAGCGCCCUGCCCCUCCCAGAAGAAGCAAGAAAUAAAGAAGCAUUGUUGGUGAUGAAUUGUAGCGUCUUCCAUAUCCAACAAAGCCACGGAUGACAGUUAUCAGGGCAAUCAUUUAGUAACUUGUCAAUAUAACCUAAUGAAGGCUGCUUAUCUCUGUUUGGGGAACGGAUUGGAUUUUGAGGGCUCUGUGCUUGUCAGAUGGAAAGUUCUAUCAUCACUCAAGUGCAAAAAGAAGACAUUCAAUUGUCACCGAAAACAGGCGAGGUGAGCAGAUCUUCUCUGAAGAAGCCUAGGAGCUGUAACAUCUUCAAAGCACUCUUCUGUUGCCUCAGAGGAGCACAGGAUGCCCGGAAUCCACCAUCUCCUUCACAAGAUGCCUUGCUGGGGCCACAGGACAAUGGGGACGUUGUCAAGCUGUCAUCAGGGCCCAGCCUGCUGCCUGAGAUGACACCCCAGGACCAGGGGAAGAUAUGUGUGGUCAUAGACCUGGAUGAGACACUGGUGCAUAGCUCAUUCAAGUGUUCCUUCUCUCCUCAGCCUAUCAGUAAUGCAGAUUUCAUAGUGCCUGUGGAGAUUGAUGGGACCACACACCAGGUAUACGUGCUGAAGAGGCCUUAUGUGGAUGAGUUUCUACAACGAAUGGGAGAGCUGUUUGAGUGUAUUCUGUUCACUGCCAGUCUUGCCAAGUAUGCAGAUCCAGUGACUGACCUGUUGGAUCAGUGCGGGGUAUUCCGGGCACGGUUGUUCCGGGAGUCCUGUGUGUUCCACCAGGGAUGCUACGUCAAAGAUCUCAGCCUGCUGGGCCGAGAGCUCCAUAAGACCCUCAUCCUAGACAACUCUCCUGCCUCCUACAUCUUCCACCCAGAGAAUGCUGUUCCUGUGGUGUCCUGGUUUGAUGAUGUGGAAGAUGCUGAGCUGCUCCACCUGCUGCCUGUGUUUGAGGACCUGAGUCAGGCAGAGGAUGUCUACACCAGACUGGGGGAGCUACGAGCACCAUGAUGGAGGGACCCUGCUGAUGAGCACUUCAUGACAUUCUAACGCCUUUUCUCUGACUCUGAGUAUCUCUCUGUAUGUCAACCACUGUCUGAUAGUUCUGAGCGAAAACUACCAAAAUACUGUAGAGUACUACAGUCAUUCCAAAUGAAUAUGAAUAAAGUGGUUAUUUUUUUCAAAACAGAAGCCUGCAUGGCCUGAUCUGACUCAGGACACUUGUAUCUUUGUGCCUUUUUCGUAAACAAACACAAAAAGCAAGCAGCUCAAACUAUUUUUAUUAGCAUUUUGUAAAAUAAAUAAAUAAUAAUCUUCCAAUCUCGCUAUGCAAUCCUCUUCUGUAAUCAUGAUAAACUUCAGUGCUACUUAUACGGUUCACAGUCAAAUCCAGAAUGCCAACAGAAUGUAACCUUACAUGUUCCAUGAUAUAUGACCAGUUAGUAUAUGCUCACAUACUAGAUGUUUAACUGAUACGUAUGUAAAUGUUUGUAUUAUUAACUGUAAAAUGGCCAACAAAGCAAAAUGCCACUCCAUUUAAGUACUGAAUAUAUUAGAAUAAAUAAAGUCUUCAUAAAGUUUGAGACUUUAUAUACAUUAUAUCAAUGUAUUUUUUUUUAAUACCAUUAAUAGCAUGCAUACAGUGAUGUUAUAACGCUUUAAAAAGCUUCUUGAGUUGAUCAUUUGGGACCACAUUUUUUAAGAUUAAUUCCUUUAUGGUCACUUGAAUGCAGACAUACUGGAUGCAUGGCUACUCAGCAAAAGUAUAUUAUAUUGUCGCUCUUAGAAUAUUUGGUCCAGUCUAACACGUUUUUCUGUUUUUCUUGGAAUACUAAAUGACAAAAUUGCACUUGUUGUUUUAUAAGUAAGACUGUGCUAAAAAGUGACAACUGUACCUUUCAAAUUCAGUCAGAGACAUCAUGCACUGCCUGUGCAGAUAUAUGCACCCUAAUGCCAUGCUGGAUGUGGUCAAAUACUGUAUUUAAAAAAGGAUAUGUAGUUGUGGUACUCUUAAUUCUGAAAUGAUAUGCCUUUUUUUCUUAUACAUUUUGUGUAUUCGUUUGUGUAUUAUUUGCCCACUACAAGUGAGGGUAUAGAAACAACAAUAUUCAAAACAUCUGCCAAAUUAUAAUUUGUGCCUAGAGUUUUUGGAUCGUGUAAACAAGUUAAUCAAACACCACAGAUUAUUUUCCUCCCAAGAGUGCCUUUCAAACAUCUCUUAACCUUCCAAUGCCUCCUCAUAUCAUCAUAGAUGAUACCAACGACAUUGGCUUAUCCAAAAAGCAAUAACCAAGUUCAGGGUGUAGAUCAAUGACAAAUAACUAGCAAAAUCUGGAUUAUUUUAUGUAAGUACAAUCAAGUAUGUUUUUAGAAUGUUAAAUAUCUGUUUUUAUUGUCUAGCUACAUGUUGACCACUAAAUAAAUGUCCAAUCCUAAUGAAUAACCAAAGCUAUCUGGUUGUUGAUAUUGUGUAGAUUAAGUUGUCCUCAUUGAUAUUGUUAUAAUCAAACAAAAUAAAGUGUACAAAAUGUCCAUUUUAAAUCAGUAACACAUAUUAGGCCAGAUCAUUGUGUUUAGUGCUAGGGUAAAAAAACAAAACGUGCACCCUUUGGGAUCCCCAGGACCGAGUUUGAGAUACAAUGUUGCUACUUUCAAUAAUAUUGGACUAUUUCUUUAAAGAAAUACAUGUAUUUUGGAGCCAAACUGGUCAAACGUUGCCAAAUAAAAGUUUGAUUAUA
Molecule: messenger RNA, 3114 nt
Organism: Oncorhynchus keta (chum salmon)
Lineage: Eukaryota; Metazoa; Chordata; Actinopteri; Salmoniformes; Salmonidae
Product: carboxy-terminal domain RNA polymerase II polypeptide A small phosphatase 2-like
Exons: 7
Coding region: 587-1387 (266 amino acids)
Molecular function (GO): RNA polymerase II CTD heptapeptide repeat phosphatase activity
Source: RefSeq, a predicted model, not a curated record